AAGAAGAAGAAGAUUCGAAACAAAUGAUUCGUAAAGGUUUCGAAGCCUCACGAAGCAGUGUUUUGAAAGCGACCAUCAGUAGGUUGUUUUAGCAGCACGCAUUUUAUGUCCCACUUAUCUUCCAAUUUGCGUUUCGUCACUCACUUAAAUCAUAUGGUUAAUGUUUAUUUCUAUGCGUAUUGUGCCAAAAUGGCUGUAUGGUGUGUUUUCGCAAUACGCCAGCAGUAAGAUUAGUUAUUAGCUUGGUAGAAAGUGCAAUGGGUUUAAAGUGCAAUCUGUUAUAAAACAAAAACGGUUCUGUGUUAUGUCAAGACUAUUGUUCGCCGCAGUGAAGGGGCAACUACCACCGGGUCCAUUGGCUUUGAAAUUCUGGAGAGUGCAAGGACAAAUCAGGAUGUUGUCAUCACUUCCAGUAGCAGCAGUUUGUCAAAUGACUUCCACCCCAGACAAAGAAGCCAACUUUACAGCAUGUAGGCGAUUGGUUGAGCAGGCUAAAGAGGGUGGAGCAAGUAUGGUCUUUCUGCCUGAAGGCUUUGAUUAUAUUGGCUCAAGCCGAGAGGAGACACUACAGCUUUCGGAGAGCCUUGAUGGUGACAUCAUAACCCGCUACACUCACCUGGCCAAAAAACUGGAUGUGUGGUUAUCUUUGGGUGGAUUCCAUGAAAGAGGUCAUGACUGGAAAACUGACCAAAGAAUUUACAACAGCCAUAUUAUAAUAAACGGACAAGGUACAAUUGUGUCUGUGUACAGAAAGGGACACUUGUUUGAUGUUGAGUUAACAAGUAAAGGUGUGUCCCUUAAAGAGAGCGCUUUCACUAUACCUGGACCCCGCCUAGUCCCUCCAGUACAGACACCCAUUGGAAAGGUUGGCCUUGGUGUCUGCUAUGAUCUGCGUUUUCCUGAGCUGUCGACAGCCCUGCAGAGACAGGGUGCAGAAAUCCUUACAUACCCUUCAGCCUUCACUGUUGCAACAGGGACUGCACACUGGGAGGUGCUUCUUCGAGCCAGAGCAAUCGAGACACAGUGUUUUGUUAUUGCUGCUGCACAGGUUGGGGUUCAUCAUGCCAAGAGGACGUCUUAUGGACAUGCUCUAGCUGUGGAUCCAUGGGGCGUGGUGCUCGGGGACUGUGGGGGAUCUGAUGUAGGCAUAGCUAUGGUUCAGAUUGACCUGCAGGGACUACAUAAUGUCAGGAGAGACAUGCCGGUACAACAGCAUCGAAGAGCAAAGGAGUAUUACUGCAGCUUGGAUUAAAUUGACUGUACAUAAUACACUGAAAAAAUUAUAAAAUCA
Paramisgurnus dabryanus is the source of this 1291-nucleotide messenger RNA. The record is from RefSeq and is a predicted model, not a curated record. Lineage: Eukaryota; Metazoa; Chordata; Actinopteri; Cypriniformes; Cobitidae.